Anopheles marshallii is the source of this 1143-nucleotide messenger RNA. Its product is annotated as LETM1 domain-containing protein 1. Gene Ontology annotation, molecular function: ribosome binding. The coding region runs from base 1 to 1143 and encodes 380 amino acids. The transcript is spliced from 4 exons. Gene Ontology annotation, cellular component: mitochondrial inner membrane. The record is from RefSeq and is a predicted model, not a curated record. NCBI's taxonomy places the organism in Eukaryota, Metazoa, Arthropoda, Insecta, Diptera, Culicidae. Gene Ontology annotation, biological process: intracellular monoatomic cation homeostasis.
AUGUCACUGACGUUGCUGCGAACGCUGUGCCGCCAGCAGCAGCACGUGUUACAACAGUGGCAGCCCGUUUCGUUUGCCGGAACCAACCCAGUACGUUGUGCGAUACGAUUUCAGAGCACCACCGGUGGAGGUAACCCGAACCAGGACAGUAACGACAAACAGUCCACCAAAGAACGGCUGGCGACCAAAUACAGUCGCGAAAAUGUAAAGCGAAACGUGCAGGGAUAUGUCUUUUCGCGGUUUUUCGACUACGUGAAAAACUAUGACAAGGUGAUCGAGAAGAAAUUCCCGUCGGCGGUACACGUGUACCGGGUGUUUCUGGUGGGCGUGCGGGAUUUCUUCAAUGACAUGAAGAAGCUAGUCAAAAUCACGAAAAUCGUCUACUCGCACGACAAUGACCUGCGGUGCCUGACGCGGAAGGAGAUCGAGCUGUACUAUCAGAUGCCACGAGACAUGAAGAAGGUUGCUCCGGUGUUGCUUAUAUCGGCGCUACCGUUUGCGAAUUAUGUGAUAUUUCCUCUAGCCUAUAUGUACCCUCGAACACUACUGACAUCUCACUUCUGGUCAGUGCAACAGAAGGUGGAUUUUGGUCAGAUAGAUCUACGCAAUCGGCUCCUGUACAAUCGGCGCGUCUUUCGCUGUAUGCAAUCGAAGCUAGACGUAUUGAAAAAGUCACACGAUCCGGCGUACGAAAAGUUUAGCUAUAUUUUGGGUUUGCUGGGAAGCGGUCUACAUCCGACGUCUGAAGAAAUAUUGGACGUAAGGGAGGUAUUCCAACGACCGCCAUUCAAUCUGAACAGUUUAUCAUCUUCACAUUUGAAAUACCUCUGCCGAUUACACGACAUUCAUGCCGGGCUGCUGAGGCGGUUUCGUUUAAGCGAACGGGCUUACGUUGUACACCACAUGGAUAUGGCUAUUAAGCGUGAGGGAGGCGUUCACAACAUGCCAAUCGAAUCCCUGAAGCACGCUUGCUACAUCCGGGGACUGAAUGCGAACAAUCUGAGCGCGGAAAGCAUGAUCGACUGGUUGCAGGAAUGGGUGAAAGUGUCGCUGGUUGUGGAUGAGGAUUGCAUCAGUAUGCUGCUGCAUCUGCCUAUAUUGCUAACGUAUAACCACACGAACAAUUGGAUUCUGAUACACUGA